CUGUGGCCAAUCUCGCGCCUCCAUUGGCUGCACAUCACCAACCGCGGUCCUCGCAGGUUCCGGAGCCCGGUUUAAAGGUGUCAGGCGCGCACCAGACCAGUCUACCGUCUGCCUUGAAAGUCAUCUGCCGACCGGCCCGCCCCCGGGCGUUAGUGAAAGGCGCUCUCCGCCGCUCCCACCGCCCCCUGUCCCUAAUGUACUAUGCGGUUUCUCAGGCGCGUGUGAACGCGGCUCCUGCGACCAUGUUGCGGCCACAGCGGCCCGGAGACGUGCAGUUCGGGGCCUCGCUGUAUGAGCUGGUGGGUUACAGGCAGCCACCCAUCUCGUCCUCCUCAUCCUCGUCCUCCUCUUCUUCCACCGCGUCCCUCCUCCCCAAGGUUAUGCGCGAGAAGCCAGAAGCGCCACUCGCCGAGCCUCUGGGAACAGCGCCGGAGUCCGGGGGCGCCCGGGCGGACGCCAAAGAGGAGCAGCAGCAGCAGCAGCUGCGACGCAAGAUCAACAGCCGCGAGCGGAAGCGCAUGCAGGACCUGAACUUGGCCAUGGACGCGCUGCGUGAAGUUAUCCUGCCCUACUCUGCGGCGCACUGCCAGGGCGCGCCUGGCCGCAAGCUCUCCAAGAUCGCCACGCUGCUGCUCGCUCGCAACUACAUCCUGCUGCUGGGUAGUUCGCUGCAGGAGCUGCGCCGAGCGCUCGGCGAGGGUGCGGGGCCCGCCGCCCCGCGCCUGCUCCUGGCCGGCCUGCCCCUGCUGGCCGCCGCGCCCGGCUCUGUGCUGCUGGCACCCGGCGCCAUGGGGCCCCCCGAAACACUGCGUCCCACCAAGUACCUGUCUCUGACGCUCGACGAGCCACCGUGCGGCCAGUUCGCUCUCCCGGCUGGUGGCGCAGGUGGCCCCAGCCUCUGCUCCUGUGCUGUGUGCAAGUUCCCGCAUCUGGUUCCCACCGGCCUGAACUUGGCAGCAGUGCAGGCUCAGUUCUCCAAGUGAGGGCCGGCUGGGCCCCGGGAGGGGUGCAACCUCAGCCAAUCUUUCUGCGCCCUGGCGUCUUGGAUCUAGGGAGAGCUGGCUCCAGUAAGGAGGACAUUUCCAGACUUCUCGCCUAGACGACAGACUGUAGGGCGCCUUCAUCCCCGCCCCCACUCCCUGGCAAUUAAAGUGACCCAAGCGGGUGUUUCAAGGAGCGACGCAGUUGCUAGAUGGAUCGUACUUGUUUAGAGCCAGAAGUCAUUGCACUCCCACCUUAAGCUAACCCAGUGGAGGAGGGGAGGUGACCUCCGGUCUCUUCCUG
Acomys russatus (golden spiny mouse) is the source of this 1284-nucleotide messenger RNA. It is a transcript of the gene Olig1, whose product is annotated as oligodendrocyte transcription factor 1. The transcript has a single exon. Gene Ontology annotation, molecular function: protein dimerization activity. Bases 195 to 983 code for a protein of 262 amino acids. The record is from RefSeq and is a predicted model, not a curated record. NCBI's taxonomy places the organism in Eukaryota, Metazoa, Chordata, Mammalia, Rodentia, Muridae.